AUUGUAAUUGUAUUGAUAUUGGAAAUUCUUUUCAUAAUUUUUCCCUUGUACCGAGUAAAACCGUACUGGUCACACACUGGAUGAGAAGACAAGGCACAGGGAUCACGCACAGGACGAAUCGAUGCGAAGGAGGGUCGUUCCGACUGCACAGCUCCUCCUUGUAUCUCCAAUGGCGAGUCUUCUGCGCGUGGUAGCCAGCAGCUGUUCCAGCCCCCUGUUCUCCGGAGUGGCCUGUGCUAAGCUACCGAGUGUCCGGACAGUGAAGACACCAUGCGUGCGAUUCUUUAGGACCCAUCAAGCCCUCACUCGCCUCGCUAGUCCAGGUAUUCCAUACAAACAGCUGACUGUUGGUGUUCCGAAGGAAAUUUUUCAGAAUGAGCGUCGAGUGGCCCUCUCUCCAGCUGGAGUGGAAGCUCUCAUCAAGCAGGGUUUCAAUGUGGUGGUGGAGUCAGGUGCUGGUGAAUCUGCUAAGUUCUCUGACGAAAUGUAUACAAAGGCUGGGGCCACCAUUAAGGAUGUUAAAGAUGUUUUUGCAUCUGAUGUUCUGCUUAAGGUGCGUGCCCCCAUGUUGAGCUGUGCUUUAGGUGUUCAUGAGGCCGACCUUAUGAAAGAUGGAGCCUCCCUUGUCAGCUUCAUCUAUCCCGCUCAGAACCCUGAGCUGAUGGACCUCUUGUCCCAGCGCAAAGCCACCGUCCUAGCCAUGGACCAGGUGCCCCGUGUUACUAUCGCCCAGGGUUAUGAUGCCCUCAGCUCCAUGGCCAACAUUGCCGGCUACAAAGCCGUGGUUUUGGCAGCAAACAACUUUGGCCGCUUCUUUACCGGUCAGAUCACAGCCGCGGGGAAGGUUCCCCCUGCUAAGGUGUUGAUCAUUGGAGGUGGAGUGGCUGGGUUGGCUGCUGCUGGCACUGCCCGUGCUAUGGGUGCCAUAGUCAGGGGGUUUGACACCAGAGCGGCUGCAUUGGAGCAGUUUAAGUCGCUGGGUGCCGAACCCUUGGAGGUGGAUAUUAAGGAGUCAGGGGAAGGCCAGGGCGGCUACGCUAAGGAGAUGUCCAAGGAGUUUAUCGAUGCAGAGAUGAAGCUGUUUGCCAAGCAGUGUUUGGAUGUUGACAUCCUUAUCAGUACUGCGCUUAUUCCCGGUCGGAAGGCCCCUGUGCUGAUUACUAAGGAAAUGGUUGAAACCAUGAAAGACGGUUCAGUGGUGGUGGACCUUGCAGCAGAGGCUGGGGGUAACAUCGAGACCACGGUUCCUGGAGAACUGUCAGUUCACAAAGGUGUGAUCCACGUCGGCUACACUGAUCUCCCUAGUCGCCUCCCAACUCAGGCCAGCACAUUGUACUCCAACAACAUCAUCAAACUUAUUCGUGCCAUCAGCCCAGACAAGGACAUUUUUUACUUUGACGUCAAAAAUGAGUUUGACUAUGGCACCAUGGACCACGUCAUUCGAGGUUCAGUAGUUAUGCAGGAUGGAAAAAUACUUUUCCCUGCACCACAGCCUAAAAACGUCCCAGUGGCUGCACCUCCGAAACAAAAGAGUGUCCUUGAGCUGGAGAAAGAAAAGGCUGCCACUGUCUCGCCCUUCAGAGCCACCCUAAACACUGCUGGGCUUUACACCGGAGGUCUGGCUUCAAUGAUUGGUCUUGGGCUUUGUGCUCCUAAUGCUGCUUUCACUCAGAUGGUUACAACCUUUGGCCUGGCAGGAAUUGUAGGAUACCACACCGUAUGGGGUGUUACUCCUGCUCUUCACUCGCCACUUAUGUCAGUUACAAAUGCCAUUUCAGGCUUGACAGCUGUUGGUGGCCUCUCCCUCAUGGGUGGUGGAUACCUCCCCAGCAACACGGCUGAGACCCUGGCUGUCCUGGCUGCUUUCAUCUCUUCUGUCAACAUUGCUGGUGGUUUCUUGGUCACUCAGAGGAUGUUGGACAUGUUCAAGCGGCCCACUGAUCCUCCAGAGUACAACUACUUGUAUCUUCUUCCUGCUGGUCUGUUUGUUGGUGGCUAUGGGGUGGCUCUUCAAACUGGCUACAACAUUGAGCAGAUGAUGUACUUGGGCUCUGGGUUGUGCUGCGUGGGGGCUCUGGGUGGUCUGUCCACCCAGUCCACAGCCCGUCUUGGUAACGCCCUGGGCAUGAUCGGAGUGGCCGGUGGCAUUGCCGCCACUUUUGGCGUGUUGAAACCUUCUCCUGAGCUUAUGGCACAGAUGAGUGCAGCCAUGGCUGUGGGUGGCAGUGCCGGUUUGGCCAUUGCCAAGAAGAUCCAGAUCUCAGAUCUGCCACAGCUCGUAGCCGCUUUCCACAGUCUGGUGGGUCUGGCGGCUGUGCUCACCUGCGUGGCAGAGUACAUGGUGGAGUACCCCCACUUUGCAACCGAUCCUGCAGCCAACCUCACCAAGAUCGUGGCCUACCUUGGGACCUACAUUGGUGGAGUCACCUUUAGUGGCUCUCUGGUGGCUUACGGCAAACUUCAAGGUCUCCUGAACUCUGCUCCCCUUAUGCUUCCUGGUCGUCAUGCUCUGAAUGCCACCCUCAUGGCAGCUAGUGUGGGUGGAAUGAUUCCCUACAUGCUUGAUCCCAGCUAUACCACUGGCAUGACCUGCCUGGGCUCUGUGUCAGCACUGUCUGCAGUCAUGGGCCUGACCCUAACAGCAGCCAUUGGAGGGGCCGACAUGCCCGUGGUUAUCACGGUGCUAAACAGCUAUUCCGGUUGGGCCCUGUGCGCUGAAGGCUUUCUUCUCAAUAACAACCUGCUAACCAUAGUGGGGGCCCUCAUCGGUUCUUCUGGAGCCAUCCUCUCCUACAUCAUGUGUGUGGCCAUGAACCGUUCCCUGGUAAACGUAAUUCUGGGUGGCUACGGUACCUCAUCAACUGGCACAGGCAAGCCCAUGGAGAUCACAGGUACCCACACGGAGGUUAAUGUGGAACAGACGGUAGAGAUGAUCAAGGAGGCUCAGGAUAUCAUCAUCGUUCCAGGGUAUGGUCUGUGUGCAGCUAAAGCUCAGUAUCCCAUUGCUGAUCUGGUCAAGACACUGACUGAGCAGGGCAAGAAAGUCAGGUUUGGAAUCCACCCAGUGGCUGGCCGUAUGCCUGGCCAACUUAAUGUACUGUUGGCCGAAGCUGGUGUGCCGUACGAUGUUGUUCUGGAGAUGGAUGAAAUCAAUGAUGACUUCCCUGAAACUGACCUGGUUUUGGUAAUUGGAGCAAAUGACACCGUGAACUCUGCGGCUCAGGAGGACCCCAACUCUAUUAUUGCUGGCAUGCCCGUUUUGGAGGUCUGGAAGUCCAAGCAGGUUAUAGUGAUGAAGAGAUCUCUGGGAGUUGGCUACGCAGCUGUGGACAACCCAAUCUUCUACAAACCAAACACAUCCAUGCUUUUGGGAGAUGCCAAGAAGACUUGUGAUGCUCUGUCUGCCAAGGUCCGCGAGGGAUAGAGAGGAAAGGAGACUUGACCUUGCUUUGCACCAGAUGAAUCACUGAGAAGAGAAGAUCACUCCCAAUGAACAAACCCAGUAAACUUUUAGACAAGAAUUAGCAUUAACGGGAUCAAGCCCCUAAUAAAGCACUCUAUGCAUUCUAUUUAGAUGUAGGUGAUUUAUUAUCAGUAUUUCUACUAUUAUUUUGUUUUUUGUUGCCCCGUUUAAAUCAAGCUAAUAGGAAAAAAGCAUUACAGUAUCACAUUAAUAGUUAAAGCUAACAAGUCACCAUAUGGGUUUGUAUGUAUUAUAGGUACAUUUUUAUAUAGCAUAGCAAUCGCAAUCUGUUUUUAAAUCUUGGAUUUUUGUAGGUUCCUGAGUUUUGAAUUUGUCUUGUUUGUUUGAAAGCCAUAGACCACUCCAAACUGUAUGCUGUUUUCCAUUUCACUUGCAUAGAUUUAUAUUUGUAAACUUACCAUGUGCAUUAUUGACCAGACGUUGGUUAUGUGGUAUUGUUCCAAGUAUUAUGAGCUUUUGUAAGAAGGAAUUGAUUUUCAAAUGCAGCUUCAGGUGGCCAUUUUCCAACAAUGCAAAUCUUCUCUUAAAAUUGCAAAGCUUUGAAGGAUCGUUGUUGAUAUGAAGAAAAACCCCACUGAAUUUCACAUACGAUUUAUGUAUAGAAGAAUCAGAAACACUGUGGCUCCCCCAUAAGAUAAUUUGUAUUCCCAAGCCACAAUUUAAAUGAAUGUCAACACAGCAGUGAGGUUAGUAUGAGUAGUAACUGCAUGUCUGCCCUACUGUGCUCCUAGAUUUGUUCCCAGCACUAAUCCUCUGCAGUAUUUGACAGGGAUUAGAACAGAUGUAUUGUAUGUUACCUACUGGGACCUAAGGGUAUGCAUCCUAUGAGAUAUAGAAACCAUAACACAGACCAUUACAACAACCCUACCUCUCCACAGUUCAACUUGACCAAAACAAUCCCUCUUACUCUCCUGCAUGGUCACUAUUCCAGUCUUACACUCUUCUGCCUAGGCUCGCCUCGAGCUUUGGCUGCAUUGGGCACAUGUUCUUUGACGUAGAUCUCGUGGAUGUAGGAAUUCUGACAGUUUACAUACGUAUCUCUAUGGCACAGUGUCCUUCGCUCAAAUAAGCUGCAAUGUAGAUGCUGAAUUUGCAAUUUAGACAAAGAAAAUUUAAGUAAGGGAAUUUACUUGUUGCAAGGGAAUGGAAAUAUUUGUCAAACAUUGUCUGGAUGUUUUGCAUUUCCUCUCACUCCUUUAGGCUAUUUUUGUAUAGAUGGGUUCAUGUGUAGAAACGAUGCUUUGACAAUUCUGCUUUGCUGCAAUACAAAGGAGGGAAGAGUGUGAGUCUUCAUUUCAUUAUGCCAUGGUAAGAAAAUAAUUGAAUUAAUGUCAUACUGUGAAAUGUUUGUCUGUCUCUGAUGUAUCACAUAACAUCCCUUUUAAUAAACGUCCUGAUAAGAAAACAGGUGGCACGAAAGAUCAGUAAUUUCUCAGUAUUGCAUGCCUUCAACAUUGCGGGCACCACAAUGCCUAGAUUGGCUGCUGAAGAAGUGUCUUAUCUUUUAUGACCACUCUGUUUAGGGAACAUCUGUGCACAAGUGA
Messenger RNA from Myxocyprinus asiaticus (Chinese sucker), 5028 nucleotides. It is a transcript of the gene nnt, whose product is annotated as nicotinamide nucleotide transhydrogenase. The record is from RefSeq and is a predicted model, not a curated record. Gene Ontology annotation, molecular function: NAD binding; NADP binding. Gene Ontology annotation, cellular component: mitochondrial inner membrane. The transcript has 22 exons. Gene Ontology annotation, biological process: NADPH regeneration; proton transmembrane transport. Lineage: Eukaryota; Metazoa; Chordata; Actinopteri; Cypriniformes; Catostomidae. Bases 122 to 3424 code for a protein of 1100 amino acids.